CCCACCCCUAACCAGUGGGUACAUUUACUUUCUUGCAGGAGGGGCAGUAUCCCGGGCUUCCACAAAGCAGCCUGUUGUCACUUUGUCUACCACAGAAGCAGAAUUUGUAGCAGCUGCAUACUGUGUUGCUCAAGGGGUAUGGCUAAGACGAAUUCUCGCUGACAUUGGAUGAAAUUCAAGUGUGGAGAAAGGGACUGUCAUCAUGUGUGAUAACAACUCUACAAUCAAGCUGUCCAAGAACCCUGUUCUCCAUGGAAGAAGCAAGCACUUCGAUGUCAGAUUUCAUUUCUUAAGGGAGCUGGUCAGAGACGAAACUGUGGAGCUCAGGUAUUGUGGCACUAAGAAUCAAGUGGCUGAUAUAAUGACAAAGGGUCUGUCCUUGGAGGCAUUUUGCAUGCUGAGGGAGGAACUUGGUGUUUGUGAUGUUUCUGGAGCAGAAGACAAGUGAAGAGGGCAUGAAUGAUGAACUGAAGCUGGCUGCUGAGGUGAUUCAGUUCAGGGGAGGAUAUGUUGGAAAAAGUCCUGGUUGGACAAGGAUUCCACUCUACUCUCGGAUUCAAGGAUUUAGGCACCAAAUUUGAAGGUUGUUUACUGCUGGAGGAUACGGCGCCGUUUGAUCUAAGUUAAAUAAGCAAUACUGUGUUGUGCACUAUUGUAGGGUCAGUCUUUGUUUUUUGUUUUGUUGCAUUUUGGUCCUCGAUCAAUGAGUCAAAGCUGUUGAGCUUUUCUAGCUCAAGUAGUUUGAGUAGUUAGUAGUGUUAGCGAGUUUCCUGGUUAGUGGAACGUUGGAGAGCAGAGUGAGAGUUAGAGUCAAUCUCAAAUCCUAUAUGUACUUUGUUUCUCAAUUCAAUAAGACUCAUCAGAUUGCAUCCAUAAGUGUUUUACACCAUCUACACGUGAAAAGCUCUACUCCCCUUGAAUUCUUUACAUACUCCUGUCAACCCCAGACACAAAACAACAAAUUGAAACGAACUAUCAACGAAGCUCAAAUUUCUGUGGGCGGACAGGGGGUUCUUACCUCUUGGUAUUGAAACUCCAUGAAUGUAGUAUGUACGCCAAUCGUUCGACGAAAAGCCCACCCCAGGCGAGGGAAGGGGGAGCACCGAUUAGGAAGUUGGAGAUGCAACGACGAUUGCGAACUUAAUUGACCAUCCUUAUCAUCACCUUCUUCUUCGCUUUCUGCUUCAAUUAUUUCACGCUUUCGGGAUUCUUCAUAUAAAAGCGGUCAAGGAUGGCGGACGAAAGUAGCUUCCAGAAGAGAACACACAAAUUCGAUGCGAAACAGCUCCUUAGAAGCUGAACUACAACAUCACUGUUGUGGUGGAAGACGGUUUUAAUUUGGAAGCAUGGAAAACAAGGAAGUCACUCCAACGCUGAGCUUGUUGGACCCAUAGAGAUGAAAUGAUAGGCAUGCAUGGCCAGGGGCAACCAGCGGCUAGUGCAGUCAAGGCUGGGCCAAUGAUCGUGAGGAAGCGCUCUGAUGCUUCGUCCAGUUUGUAAGUGAUUGUGAGGCUGACUAGCGCAGAAGUGCAGAAGUUCACUCGAAAGGACACCUCUCCUUCAUCAUCGAUUUCCCUGCAACUGAUUCCAUUCUCCCUUGCGAACUGGUUAUUUUAAAACGAAUUAGAGAGACAGGAAUUAAUUGUGUGUGAAAACAUAAUUAAUUAAGAGAGAACUAUGUAAUUAUGUAUACAAACCUGGUAAGUAUACACAUUACUAAUUAUUGUUACUAAUUCCAAUAAUGUAGUAAGAACGUCGGAUAUAAUAACAAACCUCACAAAGCAUACCACAAUUAUUUCGAAAGCAUACCAGAAACCUCCUAAUGCAGACCUUAAAUUGUCUAAAACAUACCAGAAAUAUUUCUAAAGCACACAAAAAACCCCUAAUACAAACCACAAACACGGUAAAGCAAACAAAACACGUCCUAAUGCAGACCACAAAUAUAUUGAAACAAACCACAAACCUCACAAACCAAACCACGAAAAUUUUGAAAGCACACCAGAAACUUUUUAAUGCAAACAAGAAAACUCCUAAUGCAUACCACAAAUCUCCUAAAACAAACCACAAACCUCACAAAGCAAACCACAACAUUUGCGAAAGCACACUAGAAACCUCCUAAUGCAAACCACAAACACAGUAAAUCAAACCACAAAAAAGCAAACCAUAAACGUCCUAAUGCAAACCACAAAUAUAUUAAAACAAACCAAGAACAUCACAAUACAAACUACAAAGUUUU
This is a messenger RNA of Linum trigynum, 2236 nucleotides long. The record is from the annotation of a GenBank genome assembly. Lineage: Eukaryota; Viridiplantae; Streptophyta; Magnoliopsida; Malpighiales; Linaceae.